GGAUCAUGAGCCCCCGUUUAUCCAUCCGCACUGGGUCCCCCUCACGCCGCCCGUGACCCCCGGGCUGCAGCCGCUGCCGGUGCCGGUGCCGGAAAGGCGUGACCCGGCCCCGCCCUCAGCGCUGCGGGCUCGCCAUGGCGGCGGCGCGGCCGGCGCGGGCCCGGGCCCUGCUGCAGCAGAGCGUCUCCGCCCGCCUGCAGGUGCGGCCGCCCGAGAGCGGCUCCGAGGCGCAGUGGGUGGAGAUCCAGAGAGGGCUUGUUAUCUACAUAUGCUUCUUCAAAGGUGCUGAUGAGGAUCUUGUCCCAAAAAUUGUUGAUACACUGUUGAAUGUUAAAUUAAGUGAAAAUGAAAACGGCGAGUUUGUCUCUGUUCUUGAUUUACCAGGCGAUGUACUCAUCAUACCACAAGCUACCCUAGGUGGUAAACCAAAGGGAAGAAAGAUGCAGUACCAUGCAAACAUUGAAAAAGAAAAAGGGUUGGAACUUUAUUCUCAGUUUGUGACUCUGUGUGAAAAAGAACUGGCUGCCAAUGCCAAAUGCAUGGAAGCUGGUGUUCUUGUCAAGCAUGGCACAUAUGGAAACAGGCAGGUGUUAAAACUGGAUACAAAUGGACCUUACACUCACCUGAUCGAAUUUUGAAAAAAUAAAUUGUAUCCCAAAUACA
Messenger RNA from Passer domesticus (house sparrow), 663 nucleotides. RefSeq names its product D-aminoacyl-tRNA deacylase 2 (gene DTD2). Gene Ontology annotation, biological process: tRNA metabolic process. Gene Ontology annotation, molecular function: D-tyrosyl-tRNA(Tyr) deacylase activity. NCBI's taxonomy places the organism in Eukaryota, Metazoa, Chordata, Aves, Passeriformes, Passeridae. The record is from RefSeq and is a predicted model, not a curated record. The transcript is spliced from 3 exons. The coding region runs from base 135 to 638 and encodes 167 amino acids. Gene Ontology annotation, cellular component: cytoplasm.